CUCCCUCACUGUCUCUCCCUCACUCUUUCUCUGGCAGCUCGACUCGGCUUGGUUUAGCUCUGCUCCCAUCGCUCACUGCUCAGACCUCCGCACCAAUUCCACGGCACUGCGUUUCCCGAGGUGACCGCUUCUCUGACGGACAACAACCGUGUCAGCUAACAAACUCUCGUCCGGAGCGUCGGCCGGCGCACGCACGACACGGCGUGUCUCGGAAGCGGCAGAAGCGGACAAACAAAUGCUUAAGACCGGCGACCGGUGGCCCCAGAUCCCGCGGGGAGGGAGACGAGCAGCGCAGUAAUGGGACAGUUCUCGGGAGGAUGCUACCUGAGUUUUGCCGCCCUCCUCCUGCUCUUCCUCGGCUCACGCGUACCGGCCACGUUAGCCAGAGGUGCCCGAGGUGAAGCCCCGCAGCAUGGCCAGUCUGGGACACUGCCUCGCUUCCUGGAGGAGCCUGUCGAUGCAUACAUUGUGAAGAGUAACCCCAUCAAGCUCCGGUGUCAGGCUCGUCCCGCUCUCCAAAUCUUCUUUAAGUGCAACGGGGAAUGGGUCCACCAGAGCCAGCACGUCUCUCAGGAGCACACCGACCUCGGAACAGGGCUGAAGAUCCGGGAGGUGAUGAUCAACGUGUCACGUCAGCAGGUGGAGGACUUUCAUGGCCCGGAGGAUUACUGGUGUCUCUGUGUCGCCUGGAGCCACCUGGGAACCUCCAAGAGCCGCAAGGCAUCUGUUCGGAUCGCCUAUCUGAGAAAGAAUUUUGAGCAGGACCCCCAAGGCACUGAGGUGCCUCUGAAUGGCAUGAUUGUGUUGCACUGUCGUCCCCCAGAGGGAGUGCCUGUGGCUGAGGUGGAAUGGCUGAAAAACGACGAACCCCUGAACACUGACACGGCCUCGGACACCAGAGGGGAUCAUAAUCUGAUCAUCUCAAACGCUCGUCUCUCUGAUUCGGGAAACUACACCUGUGCGGCCAGCAACAUCGUGGCUAAAAGACGGAGCGCCACUGCCACUGUUGUAGUCUUUGUGAACGGAGGGUGGUCAUCCUGGACGGACUGGUCCCCAUGUAAUGUUCGCUGCGGGCGUGGUGUGCAGAAACGUUCCCGCACUUGCACAAAUCCAGCUCCUCUCAAUGGGGGAGCCUUUUGUGAAGGCAUGUCAGUGCAGAAAAGCACCUGCAACACACUGUGCCCAGUUGAUGGCAGCUGGGGCGAGUGGAGCGAGUGGUCAUUGUGUAGUUCGAGCUGCGAGAGGCAGCGCAGCAGAGACUGCACAGCCCCGGAGCCCAAACAUGGAGGACGACUGUGUGACGGGGUGGCAUUGAUGACGGACAACUGCACCGGCGGCCUCUGCACAGAGAAUCGAAAGUUGCUGCAUGAUGUGAAACCGCAGGGGGUGGACAACAGCACUGACGUGGCUCUGUAUUCAGGCCUCGCCGCAGGAGUAGUGAUGGUGGUGCUGCUGAUCAUCGCCGUCACUCUGUACAGGAGGAGCCAGAGCGAGUACGGCGUGGAUGUCAUCGACUCCUCCGCCCUCACCGGUGGAUUUCAGUCCUUCAGCUUCAAGACAUCUCGACAAGCCAACCCGUUGCUCAUUAAUUCGUCCAUGCAACCUGAUCUGACAGUGUCGCGUACCUACACCAGCCCCAUGUGUUUUCAAGACUCCAUUGACAAGGAGCUGAUGGCUGAGCGAUCACUCCUUAACCCGCUGCCAGAUCUCAAGGUCAAAGAUGUGGCUGAAAUGGCGGAGUACCACGUCAUGUCCCACCCUCAGACGUUUCCGCGUGGCUUGGCUCCAGACUACAGAGGAGUUGCCGUCGGGACGACGCUGGGCAAACGAAACAAAAAUGUCUUCAACCCCCAAGGCUCUCUGGCUCCCAGCAGGCCACUGCACAAAGCCACUGCAGUGUUCAGUCACGCUGGCGGCAGACUGGUGGUCCCCAACACAGGUAUCAGCCUGCUGGUUCCUCACGGGGGCAUCGCAGAAGACACAACCUGGGAAAUGUACAUGAUCAUCAACCAGGAGGACAGCAGCACCUUGUUCGACGAUGGGCCCGAGAUCUUUUUGAGCCCCGCUGUUAAGUAUGGACCACCAGGCCUUGACUUGUCGUGUCCUAUAGCCCUGACCAUUGCCCACUGUGGUGAGGUUACAGCUGGUAAUUGGACAGUGCGCCUAAAGAGACAAAUGCAGGACAACAAGUGGGAGGAAGUAGCGUCUGUGGAUGAAGAGAGCACAUCCUGUUACUGUCUGUUGGAGGCCCAGAGGUGCCACGUGUUGUUGGAGCACCCCGGUCGCUACGCCUUGGUGGGGGAGCCACUGAACCAGGAGGCAGUCAAGCGUCUGAGGCUGGCCGUGUUCGGUAGUCCUGAUACGAGCAACUCUCUGGGCUUCACCCUCAGGGUGUACUGUGUGGACGACACGCCCCACGCUUUUCAGGAAGUGGUGUUGGGCGAGCGCAGCAGGGCUGGACGACUCCUGGAGGAGCCGAAAUUGAUGCUGUUUAAGGGGAACACGUUCAGCCUCCAGGUGUCCAUCCAGGACAUCCCACAAAUACUCUGGAGCAUCAAACCUUUCACCACCUGCCAGGAGUUCUCCUUUUCUCAGGUGUGGGCCAGUAACCAGCGUCCCCUGCAGUGUGCCUUCUCUCUGGAGCGAUACAGCCACUCCUCAUCUCAGCUCUCCUGCAAGAUUAGCGUGCGACAGGUCAAAGGCGAGGAGCAGAUUCUCCAGGUCUACACGUCCGUGGUGGAGAAUGAAAAGGGAGCGGUCCCCUUUUUUACUCAGUCAGACUGCACCGUCACCUCUCAGACAGGGUCAAGGGCCUUCAAAAUCCCCCUGUCCAUCCGUCAGCGAAUCAGCGCCACCUUUGACACCGCUAAUGCCAAGGGGAAGGACUGGCAGCUCCUGGCUCAAAAGCUCCACAUAGACAGGAACCUGUCCUACUUUGCAUGUCAGGAAAGCCCGUCAUCGGUGAUCCUGAGUCUUUGGGAAGCCCAGCAUCAGGACUCUGGAGACCUGGACUCUUUGGCCAGUGCCCUUGAGGAAAUUGGCAAAGUCCAGUCGCCCACAUCCUCCACGCACGGCUGCGUCAGAGAAGAGCCGGACUCAGCGUUCACCACACUUGGGUAGGGCAGGCUCACAGCAGAUCAACUCAUGACAAACCUUUACUGCAUGAACAGUGGCGGUCUGGUGUGCUAGCUAACCUACAGUGAAGAAGAGGAUGUACAGCAGGCAGCGAGGUUUGAGACUGUUGCUUAAAAGAAUAUCUCUGCUACACCAAAUGGCACAUAUAGACUGACACACAGACAACGACAAACAACUGUGAGAAUGUGUUGCGCCAAUCGUUUCAGAAAGACCGUAAUCUUUUACUCGAGGAUUAUGGGUAUUUGAGUGCAGAGGACUCUACUUUUUAGGAUGGAGUUUUGGACAAACUGUCAGUGAGAAAGAUCAGACUUGUUGGCUCUGGCUUCAACAGUCUUGAUGGCUUUUAAAAGGUUAAGUGUAACAUCAUGAUAGUGUCAUAGUUUUUUUUUCUGCCUUGUGUCUUUACUGUUACGGCUGCAGUUUGAUCUUGAAAAAGUCCCAAAGCAACAUCGCCCCCUGGAGUUUGGGAUGUUGAUAAAGAUGUGUAAUUAGGAUUGGGAACCAUCUGAUGCUCACGCAAAUGA
Cynoglossus semilaevis (tongue sole) is the source of this 3659-nucleotide messenger RNA. It is a transcript of the gene unc5da, whose product is annotated as unc-5 netrin receptor Da. NCBI's taxonomy places the organism in Eukaryota, Metazoa, Chordata, Actinopteri, Pleuronectiformes, Cynoglossidae. Gene Ontology annotation, biological process: netrin-activated signaling pathway; axon guidance. Gene Ontology annotation, cellular component: membrane. Bases 298 to 3120 code for a protein of 940 amino acids. The transcript has 18 exons. Gene Ontology annotation, molecular function: netrin receptor activity; protein binding. The record is from RefSeq and is a predicted model, not a curated record.